AUGGUCAUAGUUAGUCCGCUUAAGAAGAAAUUUGGAGUCAUCCAGGACGGUUCAGUCGGCAUCACACUCGCCGCUCAGACCGUAUAUUUUGCGGGGAAGGUCUACGGGUCCUACGUCCGCUUUCCUGGAGGCAGUAGGGGAAUUGGAUUGGCCCUUGUUGAAGCAAUGGCUGGUCUCGGUAGUGACGUCGCCAUUCUCGACAUUAUGGAGCCUCAGGUGGAUAUAGAAAAGCUGCAGAGCCAGUACAACACUCACAUAAAACACUUCAAGCGGGGCAGAACCGAUGUAACGCAAAAGGGGAGCUUGGAGAAUGCGUUUUCUGCAGCAACAAAAGAGCUUGGCCAUAUCGACAACUGCGUAACUGCAGCGGGCCUUGCAUUGGACAAACCCUUCCUAGAAUAUGGGUGGGAGGAAUCCCGGCGCAUACUUGAUGUCAAUGGGAACGGCGGCUCCAUCGUCAUGAUCUCAUCCAUGGCAGGCCACUGUGCUAUGCCAUCGCAGCGGGUUUCCAUCUAUGGUGCAUCGAAGGCAGCAAUUAAGUUGCUUGGGAAAGCCCUGGGGGUUGAGAUGGCACCUCACAACAUUAGGGUCAAUACGCUCUCUCCAGGAUACAUUACUGAUGGAAUCGAUGGGGAGUUCAGCGACCUUGAGGGGAUUGUUUAUCGGAUUUCGCCCAUGGGGCGUAUCGGCCAGCGGGACGAUCUCACGAUGGCAGUAGCGUACCUGUUGAGUGAAGGGGCUUCGUACACCACAGGGGCAGACAUAGCCGUCACUGGAGGCUUGCACAAUGGUAGAAUAGAACUCUGA
Messenger RNA from Histoplasma capsulatum G186AR, 807 nucleotides. RefSeq names its product short-chain dehydrogenase/reductase SDR. The transcript is spliced from 5 exons. Gene Ontology annotation, cellular component: intracellular anatomical structure. Gene Ontology annotation, molecular function: oxidoreductase activity, acting on NAD(P)H, oxygen as acceptor. The record is from RefSeq and is a predicted model, not a curated record. Bases 1 to 807 code for a protein of 268 amino acids. NCBI's taxonomy places the organism in Eukaryota, Fungi, Ascomycota, Eurotiomycetes, Onygenales, Ajellomycetaceae.